This is a messenger RNA of Schistocerca cancellata (South American locust), 6207 nucleotides long. RefSeq names its product histone-lysine N-methyltransferase, H3 lysine-79 specific-like. Bases 551 to 2338 code for a protein of 595 amino acids. Lineage: Eukaryota; Metazoa; Arthropoda; Insecta; Orthoptera; Acrididae. Gene Ontology annotation, biological process: BMP signaling pathway; SMAD protein signal transduction. The record is from RefSeq and is a predicted model, not a curated record. The transcript has 8 exons. Gene Ontology annotation, molecular function: cytokine activity; growth factor activity. Gene Ontology annotation, cellular component: extracellular region.
UGUCAGCCGGACAACAGAAGCCCAGGGCGGACGAGUCGCGUUCCCAGCGCACUGCCGCGAGCGAGCGAGCGCGUGCGUAGCCACGCCGUGGACGAAAGCUGUUACUCAUUCUGCAGGAGUGCGCGUUGACGCGCCCGCGGCUGGCCCACAGUGUUCUCCUGUUUUGAACACAACAAUUGGGCCAAUUGUCAACCAGUUGCAUAUUGGUGCAAAGCGACUUACGGAGUUCUGGUUUUGGACGCACCACUUUACAAUGUAAACACUAUACAGUAGCAGUUUCCGUCUGAGACAAGCGUAUACUGUCAGUGAUUAUUGUGUAUUCCCGGGCACGCUACCUGAGAGAGUGACCAGGAUUAACUGUGUUUUACGAAAUCUGUCCCGCCGCUUUCCCGCGGAGCAACAACAAUACGGGCUGUGGAGUGUGUGUCUGACGUGAGUGUAGAGCGGCGAGGGAGUGUCCGAGGAGAGCGCGGACAGUGGACAGCGGGCAGUCACAGGUGUUGCGGCGCUAUGGGCGGUCGCGGCGCGAGUGGUAGCCAGUGAGGAGGAGAUGGCAGCGAUGCUGUUGCGGCUGGCGCUGCUGGCGGCGUGCUGUCUGGCGGCGGCCGCUCUGCACGCCGGCGCCGGCGCCCAGCCCGACGCACAGGUGGAGGCGGUGCGCGACGUCUUCAGCCGCGUGCUGCGCCUCCGGCCCCCGGCGCCGACCCCCGACGCCGUCGCCGCCCCCACGCAGCCGCCCCCGAGGCACAUGCUAGAGCUGUACCGCAAGUACGCCGCCGGCGCCGCGCGCCGUCCUCACCACGGCAACACGGUGCGCAGCAUCCUCCCCGAUCCAGAGCUUUCGUCUCUGGACUCGAUGCUGGUGUUCAACGUGUCGCUGGUGGCGGCGGCGUUUUCUGCGGGCGGCGAGGAAGUGCGGGCGGCGCAGCUGCUGUUGCACGGCGGCCGCUGCUGGCCGGGAGAGCAGGGCAACCACAACCACCACCAGCACCACCACCAUAGCCACCACCGCGAGCACCAACACGGCCAGCCCGCACUGCCGCCGCUUGCGCUGGCGCCACCCUGCCGCGCCAGGCUAUAUCGCUUACACACGGCGGAGCCAGGCGGGGCGCGGCGGCGGCGGCGCCCGCUGUCGCUGCUGUCGACGCUGCCGCUGGCGCCGCCGCGCGCCGGCUGGACGUCGCUGGAGGUGUCGGCGCCGCUGCGCGAGCUGCUGCUGGUGGCGGGCCGCGCGCUCGCCGUGCGCUUCGAGGCGCCGGGCGGCCGCCCCAUCCCGCCGCGCGCCUUCCUGCAGCCCGACGACCGCGCCGCCUUCCUCGUCGUCUUCUCCGACGACGUCGCGGACCAGAACCACGUCGACGACGGCGGCGCUGACGGCGACGGCGUCGGCGGGCGGCAGGCGGCCAAGGCGGACGCCGAGGAUUUCAGGCCGAGGCACACCCACGACAUGGUGGAGAUGCUGCACGCAGCGGGUGCUGAUGUCUUUCAGUCGUCCAUCAGGGUCGCCAACAGCAGCACCAGCACCGGUUCCAGCCCCAGCGAGCAGACGACGGCGCCGCCCUCCUGGACAAGGCACACCAAACACCGGCUGAUGCUGGAGAGCAACGCGCUCGAGCCAGACCCGGAACCCCAGCACUGGAGGCACCAGGGCUCCAGGCUGUUGGUGAAGCGCUCCGUCGAGGACAACGAGCUGCCGGAGUCCGAGGCGGAGGACCCCGAGGCGGCUGGCCCGCGCCUGUCGCCCGACCUGCUGCUGCACGCCAGGGGCCCCGCCGCGCACCAUGGCCGCGACGCUGCAGAUGCAAACGGCGACAUUAUACCGCUACCUGGAGGUGGCCACGGCAGCGGAAAGAGGGGCCGUGGCGGAGGCGGGGGUGGCGGAGGCGGUGGAGGCGGGAAGCGGCGGCGGGGGCGCGGCAGGAAGCACGGCCGCAAGGCGCGCAGGAGGCUGCAACAGCAACAGGAGGCGGACUGGACGGACAACGUGGCGGGCAGCGAUUUGUCGGCCGUAGCGAGCAACAGCACCGCCACAUGCCGCCGCCACCGCAUGGCCGUCAACUUCGCCGACAUCGGCUGGGCAGACUGGAUCAUCGCCCCAGAGGCCUUCGACGCCUACUUCUGCGCCGGGCGGUGUCCCUUUCCGCUGCCCAACAGCCUGGGCUGGACGAACCACGCGUUCCUGCAGUCGCUGGUGCGGUCGCUGGGACAGGACGAGGUGCCGGCGCCGUGCUGCGCGCCCUCUGCCCUGUCGGACCUGACGCUGCUCUACAACGACAACUCGGUGGUGGUGCUGCGUCGCUUCCCCAAGAUGACGGUCCUCUCCUGCUCCUGCCAGUAGCCUGCCCGCAUGACAAUCUGAUGUAGAGGUGGCAGGGGUAGCGACUGAGAAAGCUGUGCAGGGUCGUCUGCCCUGCAGUAUACUGCUGCAGCGGUCACAGUUUCACCUGGAGUGUGUGGGCCACAUCAGCAGACUGGGGGCAACAGUGUCUGAUGCGCACAUGUGCUCGAAUAAACACGAUUUAUGUGGACCAUUACCUCGUUCUAGACUACCCGAUAUAGAAUUUGGUAGCUGAAAAAAAAAAAAAAGGAAACAGUGUCCAAAGUCAUUGCGUUGCGUUGGACCGCUGGAACUACUGAACUGUUCCCAAAGUCAUCCGGCAAUGCCUUCAUUUUUCCAGAAGAAGUGGAGGAUGCUGUCAGACUAUCGAGUUGUGGAGCUGUGUUGUGCUUACUCCGAACAUUCACUACCCUCACUGAGAAGAAAGCUAGGAUGAGCGCGCAGAAGAUGAUACUGUCCUAUGUCACGUCCAGCAUAAUAAAAUUUGAAUGAAAUACAUGUAGGCGUUCAUUGAGUGUUUCCAAUGGAACAAAACUGUGCUGAUGUCAACUACAUUUCAGACUUUCCGUAAUCCAAUCCGAAAGAGCACGUUAUCUUUGCCUAUCCAAUGCAAACAACUAAAUACAUCUUUUUCCCUCGUUUCUUUCUGUUUCAGUGACAAUAACCGUUAUUUCCAUCAACGUGUUUCAGUGAAACAAAAAUACAAAUGUUUUCCCAAUUUCAUUCAUCUUAAAAACAAUAGAAUGUGAUAAAUGGAAGGCUGCCUCCAAAUUAAACAUCCAAUGCAUUUACUUCCUACAGGUGUAUUAACAAAAUGGAGAAAAUUAAAUAGGUCUUUUGCGAUAAUUCUAUCGAAACAGAAUACUUGUGUAAUAAUAUGGCGCUGCAUGUGAAUACAUGACGAUAUAUGGCAAAUUUUACAAGAUGACUAUCUUGAAUCUCAGUUCUGUCCUUAGCGGGUUCAUGAAACACACAGCACUAUUCUCUAAAAAUUUGUCAUAAUAUAGUGACUAUCUCUAGACACAGCGAGAGAGCCAGUGUAUGUGAUUCCGUACAUCACUGAAAAGAUUGUUAAAUACUGGAAGCACACUUUUGUUUUCCACAUAACGUGAAUUAUCUCUGUGUGGUCGAACCUAGUGCAAAUACUAACUGACACUGAUUAGAACUGCCUGUUCUAUAAAACAAUAAUAGGCAAUACAAGAAAAAGUCUUUUGCUCGCAAAGUUAUCAACCUUUGAUUACUGCAAUGUUCCUAGCGAAAAGAACAGACAUUAGGUGAACACUUUGAUAGUGAAAAAUAUUCCAUGUGUAUCUACAGGGGCAGGUUUCGCAUAAAAUGUCAUCUCCCGUGGUCGUGAGUGUCGUUUAGACAACAGGAAAAUAUCUUCAAAAACUUUGAUUCGUGUAAAUUUAUGAUUCAUUUGUGACCAUAACAUGUACCUUCUAUGCAACACUAAUUAUGUGAAGAUCAUCGAUAAUAAUCUAGGUAAUCCAUUAGUUUUCAUGGUCCAGAGCUAUUUAUUACAUAAACAUGUAAUUCAUUUAUUGUAUUGAAGCAUGUUAGUACAAACUGAAAUGCGAUUGUCAGUGAAUACUGACAACGAGUUUGAUUACAUUUAUGUACAGUAGAUGUAUAGGAGCUACAGUGCCCGCAAAUGGUAACUGUUAGAAGUUAUUAUUAGUUAGUGCAUAAAAAUUUAGAUGACAUGUUUAACAUUUAUGUAAUGUUGUAUGUCGAAGUUUAAUGUAUGUUGUUAGAUCUUUAAUGGUGUCUGUUAGCUUCUUAAUAUGUUUAACAUUUAUUGCCGUUUCAAUCAUGUAAAUGUCUCUGAAAUGUAAUCAAAAUGUAAAUAGUUAGAGAAUAUGUUAUAAUUAGUCAAAUAAGUAAAGUUACUUUAGUUUAAUAUAUAAUGGAGUUGUCUGGACAUCGUCAUGUGAAAUCGUAGCAGUGACAAGUUUACAUAAGAUAUGUUACUCUCCUUGUUAAAUUAAGCAUACUUGUCUGAACAUUUGCUUAUGCUGCAGUUAGAACAAAACAUUAGCUGAAAUUCUAAUUCCUUCAAAUUCUUAGAACGUUAGGUACAAUUUGCAUAAAAUUGGUUCUCUAUGUAAAUCAAACAACAGAUAAUUUCAAAUGUUCUAUUACGAUUUUGGCUUGAGUAGAACCUGUACAUGAAAAGACAACGCAAGAUUCUAGCUUCACAUAACUAACAAAUUUGUAAAUGCAUGAAUACUUCAUUAGAAAUAGUUAUUUGUAUAUAUUAUUUUGCAACGUAAGUCUGGGAAUCCUGACCAAAAACAACGUAAGUAAUUUAAACCAAAUAAUGGAGGUAUGAUUCAAGACAGUAGACAACCAUAUGUGGUACAAUAUGAUUGUAGAUAUAAAGCAGUGAGAUGUUAACAGACGUAAAGUAGAACUUGUCGAUUAUUCCUUCUGGAUCACUGAAGAAACUGUAUCUGAUGUGUAAAAUACAAAUAAAUCCAGAUCUCUUUCUGUACCGCAAAUCUCCAUGUCCAUAUGAAAAUUUAAAGUGUGAAGAUUGACUUAUAGUACUCCAGAGAUUACUGUUCUGCAUCUAUCAAAAUCAGUUGCAGAAAGUGGAACGAAAUACCAGUGUAGCUAAAUGUGAUAAUUUUAAUAUCGUCCCUGCAUUUAAUAACACUGAGAUAUUAGUAUUUAAUCCUUUUGUAGAUUUUAGUGCUAUGGAGUAUAGAUUCCUAUACGUAUUGAAAUUUGAAAUUUCUUGAAAAUUUUGUAAAACUGGUAUUGUCUUGCAUACAUGUUACACGUUUACAUAAUUUAAUGCACAUGAUCUUGCCAAACGUGUGUUCCCCUUCUUUAUGUAUUCGAGUAGGCAGCAAUUCGAUGGCUUUGUGCUAUCACAUUAAUUACACUUGAUGGGAAGAAUAUAAUUGAAUCUCUGCUGUAGAAAGUAGAAAAUUCCGAAUAGGGCUUUCACAUAUCCCUGCACAUGUGUUUACUAUCAGCAUUUUAAUUUAAUAAAACACUGCACCAGUCAAUCCAGAGAUGCAUGUCGAAGGAAAAUGUUAAACCAUUCCUUAUCGAAUAUAGAAUGUGAAUGUGCAGCAUGAACGUAAUUGGUUGGUAUCUAUUGUUUAUGUCUAGGAGAGUUCUAAAAAUCCGACUAUCUGCUUCCUAUGGACUAAUACAGUAUGUUGCUUAUCGUCGUUGCCACUAAUAAGUGGUGUAGCAUAAUAUGAGUGGUAGUUACAAUACAUGUUCCUGGGGCAUAAGAAAAACACGCUGCUGUAUGGUAUGGAAUCAGCAAGCAUUAAUUUUAUUGCAAUUAGAUUCAUACAGCUGUAUAUUAUAUACUACCGCACACUACAGCACAAAUAUACCAUUUUCACCUAUCAACGUGGACAGUUGAGUUUUAUAGUCAGCAGAAGAGUUUUAUAGUCAUGUUCUAGAAACUGAAAUAUUUUAGAAAGUGUCAUUUGUUAUUCGAAGAGAUUUUCUCUUCGAACAUUUAAUUGGCUGGGAUAAUUUUAAAUUUCACAGCUGUCAUUUAUUUAGCUACUUUCUGCCUUCAACUGACUGGUAGCAUUUUGAAAUCGUUCCUUCUUGUGCACUAGACUUUCAUGAGCAACACUAUAAGCAUGUUAUUUCUAAGCGACUACUCUUAUUGUUAUCUUGCCUUGUGAUAGCUUUUUUACCAGUUAACUGGGAUAUCCUUUUUCAUUAAUUUUUAGCACAAACAGAGUUAAGUUUAAGACGCAAUGGCAGAUAACUGUACAAAAAGUUGUAAACAAGAAAAAAAUUGCUGAAGAAACCUUUGAAAGAUAUUCGAUUAUUAACAGUAUGGAACAUUCUUGGUUUAGCAGAGAAAAAGCUCUAUAUUUUUGAUA